Messenger RNA from Mesitornis unicolor (brown roatelo), 1516 nucleotides. RefSeq names its product tetratricopeptide repeat protein 7A-like. Gene Ontology annotation, cellular component: plasma membrane. The record is from RefSeq and is a predicted model, not a curated record. Lineage: Eukaryota; Metazoa; Chordata; Aves; Mesitornithiformes; Mesitornithidae. Gene Ontology annotation, biological process: protein localization to plasma membrane; phosphatidylinositol phosphate biosynthetic process. Gene Ontology annotation, molecular function: protein binding.
CCCAGGCAAACCGGGACGCAGUGAUCAGCCGAGCCCCAGACCAGCAGAAUGACCGAGCUGUCAGCCUCCAGGAUACUUCUGCAGUCUAUGACCUCCUCACCAUCACACUGGGCAGAAGAGGGCAGUAUGUCAUGCUUUCCGAGUGCUUGGAGAGAGCCAUGAAGUUUGCAUUUGAUGAAUUUCACCUCUGGUACCAGCUUGCCCUCUCCAUGGUGGCUUGUGGAAAGUCAGCAUAUGCUGUGUCAGUGCUCAAAGAGUGUGCUAAACUGCGACCUAUGGAUCCCACCGUUCCUCUUCUGGCUGCCAAGGUUUGCAUUGGGUCGCUGCACUGGCUGGAAGAAGGAGAAUACUUUGCUAAAAUCGUGAUAGACCUGGGUGAGGAUGCUGGAGAGUCCCUAGCAAAGGGUUACCUGGCACUGGGCCUGACAUACAGUCUUCAGGCUACUGAUGCUACUCUGAAGGGCACACAGGAUGAAUUAAACAAGAAAGCACUUCAGACUUUGGAGAGAGCACGUGACUUGGCCCCAGAAGAUCACCAAGUCAUCCUCUACCUGUCACUGCAGCUGGCUCUUGUCAGACAGAUUUCUGAUGCUAUAGAACACCUGCAGGAAGCACUGCAACUGUGCAAAGAUGACAUGAAUUCACUUCAUCUACUGGCCCUCCUCUUUUCAGCUCAGAAGCACUAUCAACAUGCACUGGAUGUUAUCAACAUGGCUGUUGUUGAAUACCCAGAAAGCUUUAGCUUACUCUUCACCAAAGUAAAACUGGAAUGGAUACAUAAAGGACCUGAAGAGGCUCUGGUGACAUGCAGACAUAUGUUGCAGAUGUGGCAGAUGGUAUAUAAUGUUUUACAGCACAGUGGCUCUGAGAAAGGAAGUAGCGUGACCGAAACACCGGUGAUCAAAAAGCAUAACGGACUGCAUCUCACACUCCCAGAUGCUCAUGAUACCGAUUCUGGAUCCCAGCGAGCCUCUUCCCUUGCCGCAUCAAGACUGGAACAGGCCAUGUCUGAAAUAACUAUGCAGAGCAGCGCAAUGAAGCAAGGACCUAUGCAGCUGUGGACAGCUCUUGAACAAAUUUGGCUACAAGCUGCUGAACUCUUCAUGGAACAACAGCAUCUCAAAGAAGCAGGCUUUUGUAUCCAGGAGGCAGCUAGUCUUUUCCCCACAUCUCAUGCUGUACUGUACAUGCGUGGGAGGCUUGCAGAGAUGAAAGGCAAUUUGGAGGAGGCUAGGCAAUUGUAUGAUGAAGCACUCACAGUGAAUCCAGCUGGAGUGGAAAUUAUGCACAGCCUGGUGAGUUUGCAGGAGCUCAGCUCCAUUAUAGUAUUUAUGUUCCUGAUUAACUGUAAUAAGGGAGGGGGCUCGUGCUUGCUUUGGAUGCCAUAUUCUUCCUAAUCCUGAGAGCAAAUUACUAUUCCAAGAAUAAAUUGGGUAGUUUGAACCUCUAUUUUAAGACUGGAUUGAAUGUUUUUAACUAACUAGGACUUGUGUCAAAAGUAAAUAUUUUAAUUGAC